AUGAAGAAGAAAGAUCAAGGAGCGGUCACUAUUCCUUGUACCAUUGGAGAUAGGUCUUUCAACAAAGCUCUUAUUGAUCUAGGAGCUAGUGUGAGUAUCAUGCUGUUAUCCAUUUACAAGAAGCUUGGUAUAGGGGUUGUGCAAGAUACCAGGAUGACACUCCAGUUCUCCGAUCAUUCGGUCAAGAAACCGUAUGGUAUUGUUGAAGAUGUUCUAGUGAAAAUUGACAAGUUUGUAUUCCCGGUGGAUUUUGUAAUUCUAGAAAUGCCUGAAGAUGAAGAGAUCCCUCUCAUUCUUGGGAGACCCCUUUUAGAGACGGGAAAGUGCUUGAUCAACAUAGAAGAAAGGACUAUGACGUUGAAGGUUUAUGAUGAGGAAUUAAAGAUUGAUGUUUGA
This is a messenger RNA of Lathyrus oleraceus (garden pea), 396 nucleotides long. RefSeq lists its product as uncharacterized. NCBI's taxonomy places the organism in Eukaryota, Viridiplantae, Streptophyta, Magnoliopsida, Fabales, Fabaceae. Gene Ontology annotation, molecular function: aspartic-type endopeptidase activity. The transcript has a single exon. The record is from RefSeq and is a predicted model, not a curated record. Gene Ontology annotation, biological process: proteolysis. Bases 1 to 396 code for a protein of 131 amino acids.